UUCAGGUAAAGAUAAACAACGCACCUUCCCUCCGCAGCAAACAGCAUUCAUCACACUGCAUUCAGACAACGGUAGGAAUUUUCUGGUUUUGUUAUUGCUUUGAAGUUGCUGAGGAUGAGAGCAUUGAUCCUCUCUCUGGUUUUACUGGCAUCUCUGGGGGCCUUUCAUUGUGCCCCUGAUACUGCCCUGCCUCCGACAGCCAACACUCUCAAACGCCUGUCUCUGGAAGGGGAGAAGCUGGUGGAUCAGGAGCUCAGCAAGGCACUGUUUGGGAUCAAACAAAUGAAGGAGGUGAUGGCCAAGAAUGAACAGAAGCACGCAAACCUCAUGAAGUCCCUCAGGAACAGUGGGGAGAAGAAAAAGGGCGCAGCAGAGAUCGCACAGGAUAUAGAAAAGAAGCUGAACGAAGCUGAACAGCAGUGUAAAGAAUCUCUGAAGUCCUCCUGGGAGGAAUGUCGACCUUGUCUUGAGGAAACCUGUAAGAACUUCUAUACCAACACCUGCCGCAGUGGAUUCGCUACCUUCACCAAUAAACUCCAGAACUUCUUCCAAAGACUGAGCUCUCGCUUUGGCCCUCGUGAUACUCAGGAUGAGGUAGUGCUGAACCAGAGCGCAGAGAAUCCUGACCUGGAGGUGGUGAGGAUCGAGGACUCCUUCAGCAGCCUGCUCACCAAAGUGGGAACCCUGGUCAAUCGCAGUGUCGCGCUGGUCUCCCACUUCCACCGUGAGCUGGACCAGGCCCUACGCAGACCUUUCAACCCCGAGCUUCAGGAAGAUAAAGAGAGUGAGCUGGUGCUCAAGCCUGCCAACAAAGCUCUGGAUUCCGCCUUUCUGGAAGGUGUGGGACUGGAAGAUGUGCUGGAGUCUUUCUUUGAUUUUGGCAGAAGUGUGUUGGAGGAGUUUGGGGCCGUUGUCACACAAGCCUUCGGUGACUUCCAUGAUGCUGUUGAGAAGACUGUAGAGGAGAAAGAGAAGAAACGCUUCCCUCAGUUUCUGCAGAACAAGAGACUGUGCAGAGAUCUGCGCAGACAGUCCUCAGAGUGCUGGCAGCUGCAGAGCAAGUGUGAGGCCUGCCAGGGAACCCUGUUUACCGAAUGCCCAAAUGUAAGAGAACUACACAUCGAGUUGGAUGAAGCCUCUCAGCUGUUGGAAGCAUCCAAGCAGCAGUACGAGGAGGUUCUGGGCAUCGUGCAACGUCAUACUGAUGACACCAUCAGCUGGCUCGGCAACAUGGCCUCGGACUUCGGUUGGGUGGCUGAGCUCGCCAAUAACAACACCACUCCUGAAAGCAUCUUCAGCAUCGCAUCGGUGGUGGCACAGACUGAGGAGGACGACGACACCCCAGAAGCAGAGACUACAGUGGAAGUGAAUAUUCUCAACUCCCCCACUCUCACCCUGACCGUUCCUGUGGGUCUCAGGCUGCAGGAUCCCGCCUUCAUCCAGUAUGUGGCACAGGAGGCUCUGGGCAUGUACAAGCAGAUGGUCAGGCAUGAUGAUGUAUAAUCUACAAGUCAUCAGCUUUCAUCCACUGGUACCAUCCUAUAUCAUAUGUAUUUAUAUUUUAUGCAUUGUGUUAAGUUUAAAAAUCAAGUAACGGUAAGUACUGUCAUUUAUUUGUGGUCUCAUCACGUGACAAGUUCCAGUUAGCUGCAUUUGUAACUUAUAUGUAUAUCUUACUCAUAUGUAAGUUCAUGUAUUUAAGGUAUAAUUCAAAUAUAUAUCACAUUAUUGUAAACAGGUAUUACUUAAUCACUCCUUAAAAAUAAUUUUCUUUUUAGUGCAAAACCAUUUUUUAGUUCAGGGCUCACUAAACUCGGUCCUGGAGGGCCGGUGUCCUGCAGAGUUUAGCUCAAACCCUAAUCAAACACACCUGAACCAGCUACUCAAGCUCUUACUAGGUGUACUUGAAACUUCCAGGCAGGUGUGUUGAGGCUAGUUGGAGCUAAACUUUGCAGGACCGAGCCUGGUGACCUCUGUCCUACUUUAUUACAUCAGUAUGCCUUUAUGUGUUCACAUGAGGAAAUCUAAAAUCUAUAAAGCAUUAUAAAGGUUUAAUUGAAUUCUUGAGCAUGUUUCUAUGGAUGCCUGCUUAUUGUAAUUGUGAGAAACUUACUACAAGAAAUAAAGCCACAUUGUGAGAGAUGCA
Messenger RNA from Carassius gibelio (silver crucian carp), 2146 nucleotides. RefSeq names its product clusterin-like protein 1. The record is from RefSeq and is a predicted model, not a curated record. The coding region runs from base 115 to 1503 and encodes 462 amino acids. The transcript has 9 exons. Lineage: Eukaryota; Metazoa; Chordata; Actinopteri; Cypriniformes; Cyprinidae.